This is a messenger RNA of Phalaenopsis equestris, 2003 nucleotides long. RefSeq lists its product as uncharacterized. The coding region runs from base 407 to 1288 and encodes 293 amino acids. The record is from RefSeq and is a predicted model, not a curated record. Gene Ontology annotation, molecular function: DNA-binding transcription factor activity. NCBI's taxonomy places the organism in Eukaryota, Viridiplantae, Streptophyta, Magnoliopsida, Asparagales, Orchidaceae. The transcript is spliced from 5 exons.
ACUCAUUCUUUCGAUUUAUAGUUUGAAUUUUCAAUCUGUUAGAGAAUUCUGCGGCCAGAAUCUCAUACCAGAGUACACAAAACCGAAAAAGGGGAGCAGAUUUCGUUUAUAAAUCAAGCAACCAACGCCAGUCGGAUCAACGGGAAGAGGAGCGAGCGGCAGUGAUCUCUUUCUCCUUCCCUUGAAUUCCUCGCCAAAUUAUUUAAAAAGAUUUGCAGAUUCAAUCGAUAGCCAUAAAGAAUCUAUCUGCAAUAGCUCUUGGGUUCGUUUCCAUUCUCCUUGCACAACCAUCGAAUUCCGGCGACAUCUUCUUCCCCGCAAAGAUGCCACCUUUUCUCACAACUGAUUAGCUUUGCACUCCCCUGUAUCUCAAAACAGACGAGCCUUCUUCGCUCAUAAAUCAAAAAUGGUACUUCAAGAAGAAAGAAACCACAACAAUGGCUGCCGCAGGGAAAGAUCUGGUUUCAUGCCGAAGAAGCACAAGGCGAAUAAAGUUCCGCAGCGUGGGCUCGGCAUUGCUGCUCUUGAGAAGCUUCGAAGAGAAGACCAACAGAGCAGGAUUGCCGGCUGGUUCUCCGCCGGCGACAAUACCACCACCGCUACAGCUUCCACUGGAGGCAGCGUGCAUCUCUCCUCUGGCGUCAUAUCACCCGCCCCCUUUCUCCCCGCACUCGAGCAAAGCACAAAACCCUGUUUUUUCGGUUCUUCGCCAUUAUUUGGGAAUUCAGUACAGAGCGAAAGUUCCUCCAUUUCAAGCUCGCGGUUGCCUCUACUUCCCAGGAAGCUGCAAGAGGGGCAACAAAGAUACUCACUGCUGAUAAGGAACUUUCUGUCACCUCCUAUGUCUUCUGGAGCUAGUCUUCAGAUAGAGCCCCCUUCAAACCAAAGCUACGUUAGCAUUAAUCCUCCUUCCAUGCCCGUGCAGAAAUUUGCAAAUUUGAAGCGUUCUUGGGCCUUUCAUCCGGGCUCAGCUCUAGAAUCUGGUAACGAUCCCAAAAGAAUUGCUUUGUCAAGUUCAAGCUGUUCUCGAAUCAAGGUUGGAGCUGAAGCAGAAGCUUCUAAGCUUGAUGGAAGCUUGCUCAGCCUGGGUCUUCUGCCUGUUUCAGAACCGAGCUCCAUGCAAACAAUACCAUUUCAUAAACACUAUGCUCAUAAUCUGCAACAUAUUCAGAAAAACAGAGAGGAAAAUAUUUCAGAAGCUAUUGGUCCACCCACUCUUUACAAUUUCAUGGGCCUGCCUCAUGAUCUCAUUAAUGAAGCAGAUACAGAAUCCAAAGAUGAAUUCUAAUACAGAUUAUCUUUGAAAGUAGAAAGCUUGCAAAAUUAAAUUUUUCGAUGUAUAGUUUUCCGUAUCAUGCAGUAAUUUCUUCUCGUUUCCUUGCUUCAAUCUAGUAUGUUCCAGGCUUUCAGCUCCAUUGUUGUUUGCAAUUAUUGGCAAAGCAUGAAUCAAAAUUUACUAGCAAUGGAUUUGAAGAACUGAUACAAUUAAAAAUCAUUAUAAAUUCAUGCUGUUUCAGAACAGAACAAGAAUCUGAGUUGAAGACUUGAGGAAUUGAAAUAUUUAGAAAAAGUUGAUGGGUGCUGAAUUCAUGUGAGGUUGCAGAGCAGAGUGUGUUUAAAUGUUAUGAGUCAAUACGGAUCUGAGGGUUCGGUGAAAGAUAUCAAAAUUCGGAUAUGAUAGGAUGGUGGUCAUUUUCAUGGCAAGGCCUGUGCAGUCCUACCAACCAUUUUACUGAAUUAGGGACCACAAGCAUCACAUGAUAUAUUAUGAAUAAAUACAAUAUAUUUAUUAUAAAUAAAACAACAUGAAAAAAAGAAUCAGGGCUGUAUCUGAAUGGGCCCUCAAGAGUUAUUAGCCUUGCAGAACUAAAAUUCUCUUUUGCAUCUCUCUCUCUCUCUCUCUCUUGUGGAGAUUAUUGCAUGUAUAUGAUCACUGUUGUAUUUAGGACUUCUUUUAAGAUGAGAGAGAAGAGCUAGAGAGAGAAAUGAGAAUCAACAUUCUC